UAAGGGAGUAUCUGAAAAAUGUCUCGCUUCUUGGCCGGAACUUUGUCUGCCAUUUCUGGUAUUGUGAUUCUUGGAUCACUUGUGAUCGCCGGUGUCUUGUUCAAUGACAUCAACACUUUGUACUUUGAUGUUAUGGAUGAUAUGCACGAGUUUAAGCUCCUCGCCGAUGACGCGUGGAACAAGAUGAUCACCGUUGAGCACAAUGCACCAAACACCUUGGAUAGCUUGUUCAAGCGCGGAAAGAGACAGUCCGGCUCGUCAUGCAACUGUGGGCCACAGCCAAGCAACUGCCCAGCUGGACCAGCAGGACCACCAGGAGAGCCAGGACAGCCAGGAGACGACGGUGCUCCAGGAAAGGCCGGAGACAACGGUCACGACGGAAUCCCAUCCCCAAUUGACGCAUAUGCCCAACACGACUGCAUCAAGUGCCCAGCAGGAGCCCCAGGACCAGCAGGACCCGACGGAGAGGCUGGAGCCCCAGGACCAGACGGACAGCCAGGACAAGACGGACCAGCUGGAAUUGACGGUGCCCCAGGAGAGGCCGGACCACAAGGAGAUGCUGGAGCUGCUGGACAAGACGGAGAGGCCGGAGCCCCGGGCCCCGCUGGAAAGAAUGGACAACGCGGACAAGGAGCCCCAGGACCACAAGGACCAGAAGGACCAGCCGGAGCUGCAGGACAAGACGGUGCACCAGGAGAGGAUGGAGCUCCAGGAGCCCAAGGAACUGAAGGAAUCGCCGGAGCACCAGGAAAAGACGGAGAGACCGGACCAGAUGGAGCCGCUGGAGAGGCCGGAGGUGAAGGAGCACCAGGACCAGACGCUGCCUACUGCCCAUGCCCACCAAGAACCGUCGGAUACGGAGAGGUUGACCAGCCACAGGCUGAGCAAUCCGGAUACAGAAGACGUGCUGCUAGACGGCUCUAGAUGCUCGGAGUUUUUUGUCUGUAAAUUUCUUGAAAUGAAAAUUUUUUGUAGAAAUAAACCAUUUUUCCUAUU
Molecule: messenger RNA, 996 nt
Organism: Caenorhabditis elegans
Lineage: Eukaryota; Metazoa; Nematoda; Chromadorea; Rhabditida; Rhabditidae
Gene: col-65
Product: Nematode cuticle collagen N-terminal domain-containing protein
Exons: 3
Coding region: 19-924 (301 amino acids)
Molecular function (GO): structural constituent of cuticle
Source: RefSeq, marked reviewed